UACCGAGUGUACGUGUUAAGGUUAGACCUUGAGUGUCCGAGACUCUCUCAAUGUUUCAAAUGUAGGAAUGCUUGUACGUACUUGGGAUGGAUUGUUUUGGGAGUAUGCCAACUAUGACGGCUUGUUCUCGAAACAAGCCAACUUCCAGAGUUUACAUCUUGAAUCAUGGUCGGUGGCCAUUUCAAAACUAAUCGGCGGUUUCCAACAAAGCCACAUUAUUUGAAUCCUUCGUCCUCUUACCAGAGUGCACAAUGUUUGGCAUCCCACAAUUCAUUGCUGUUGAGAGCAUUUUGCAGUUGUGACAAACACAAGGGAGUAGAUCUCCAGUGUGCAGGACAAAGAAUGAGGCGAGGAUCUGAUGUGUGAUCGACUCUGAAAUUUGUGGGCGGCUUUCUUGUCUGUGAGAAAAGGACAGAAUUUAUUCCUCAAAGGCCAAGAGGACAGGGCUCAUAAUAUGGGCUGUUUCUCGACAAUUUCUAGCGUUGCUACGUGCGCCAUGUCAUAUUUGUGAAAUGUAGAGCCAAAUUGCGAAUGUGACCAACACGAAAUCGUCGGUAAACCAUGUUUUGUGGUACUCCUGACACGGGUGGAGUGAAGAACUAUGUACAAGGCGUCACUGAAGAUUUUAAGUGAUACUGGCAAAACCCUAUUUAAAAAAGACUGGUACCUCUGGUCUUCGUGACAGAUGUAAAAUCCCUCAAUCCUGGCAUCUGAGCCCUCGAAAGGUCAAGGAAUUUCGUGUGAUUUGCGCUCCAAGCAAGUUUCUUUUAAAAUUUCGGCCUCUGAAUCAUGUCGGAUAUGGAUGUGGGGGAUUGCUCAACUGAUGGAACCUGUGAAGAUGUCACAGGCCCUGGCGGAUCAAUGACUCCCGUGGAAGGCGUUAAGUUUAGCAACGCCACUUUACUCGAAGAGACGACUUUAGCUAUUCAACAAUUCUCGAUUGUGAUUGGUGUAGCAUUAAUGUGUGCUUUGUUGUUCUUUCUCAUGAUCGCUGUAGACAGAUUUCUAGAUUGGCUCAAUGAGAAAUGGAACACUCACUUUGGUGGUGAUAAGGUGGAUGAUGACCCGGAGGAUCCUGCUGCCUUGGUGGGCAGUUUCAAACGAUAUAAGUGAUUCUCUUUAGUGCUCCAAGCCCAUUCUGACUUUCUCGUCUUCUGCCUUUUUUUUUUGAUGAACCAUGGUGAAUCUCCAAAGGAGAUUAAUUUCUCCAAGGUGGCACUCAAAGUCGCAUUUCUUGGUUCUGUUGCUUGGUCUAGUGAUUUGGAUUGUGAUGAUUCAAGUUGAGCAGAGUUCUCCUCGCGUCACAAAUCCCAACGACAAGAUGGAUGACUCCUGUUCUUCUGGGUCCGCUUGGAACAAUUGCUGUUAUUUUGCUCCCGUUCCGAUUGGUGAUUCACACAGAUAUCUCCUUGCAUUCUUCUUUAUCGACAACAUCACUGUUCUGUUCAAUCUGCGACAACAUGCCUUCUGGCUGUCCACAAGGACCUUCGCCUGCUUCAAAAUGACGCACUUGCUCAAUAAUCCAUAUUCCUGGGGAAUCCAAUGUUAUUGGCUCAAGUGUUGUGAUUGCUUGUCAGCCCUUUGUUAUAAACUAUUCUACAUCCAGCUGUUGGUCGGAGGACCUCAGCGCGGCCCAUCAUGGGAAUAAAGUUUCUAUAAACAAUCA
Tigriopus californicus is the source of this 1666-nucleotide messenger RNA. RefSeq lists its product as uncharacterized. The record is from RefSeq and is a predicted model, not a curated record. The coding region runs from base 790 to 1113 and encodes 107 amino acids. Lineage: Eukaryota; Metazoa; Arthropoda; Copepoda; Harpacticoida; Harpacticidae. The transcript has 2 exons.